This is a messenger RNA of Athalia rosae (coleseed sawfly), 2289 nucleotides long. It is a transcript of the gene Adck1, whose product is annotated as aarF domain-containing kinase 1. The coding region runs from base 256 to 1845 and encodes 529 amino acids. The record is from RefSeq and is a predicted model, not a curated record. The transcript is spliced from 10 exons. Gene Ontology annotation, biological process: mitochondrion organization; lipid homeostasis. Gene Ontology annotation, cellular component: mitochondrial inner membrane. NCBI's taxonomy places the organism in Eukaryota, Metazoa, Arthropoda, Insecta, Hymenoptera, Athaliidae.
CUGGCAAUUGGGUAACGGGAAUCAACGAUCGGUGGCACAGCACGUUUGGCGAUGUGCCGUUGCCCGUUUCGCGUGAAAGUUGCGUCAGCGGUGAAAAUAAGUACGGUAGCAUCGUCGUAGAGCGGGGAAAACAGGGUCGCGGAAAGUCCGAGUUAUGCAGCGGACAGUCGGGGCGGUGACAUUAGAGGGACGUUCAGUUGCUCGCAGGAUAUCCAGUCGUUCAAUUUUCACCGAGAGCAGCCAGGCCGAAGUCCGAUGUUGAGCUCCAGGACCACCCUACCCUCGAGGCGAAAGAUUCUCGCUCUCACGGCCAUCGGAGGCGCAGCCCUUGGAACUCUGGCCUCGUUGAGAGCCAACGAAUACGAUGUGGGGGCGAUCGGAGUCGUGAGACUGACGAGAGCCGCGAUUACCGUCUUCGAACUCGGGAGUUAUUACAAAUCGAAAUUGUACUCGGCAAAGAUCGACAAAAAGUCUACAGAGUACGCCAAACUGAAAUCUGAAGUACAUUUGUACGGUGCUCAGAAACUAUUAGAAUUAUGCUGCGCCAACAAAGGCGUUUAUAUAAAGGUAGGGCAACACAUCGGGGCCCUCGAUUUUCUUUUACCUGCAGAAUACGUGAAGACUCUCAGAGUUCUUCACAGUUCUGCUCCCCAGUCUUCGUUCGGGGAUGUUCUGGCUGUGAUCAGAGAAGACUUUAAAAAAGAUCCCUAUGAGAUCUUCGAAACGAUAGAUCCGACUCCUUUGGGAGCCGCGAGCCUCGCCCAGGUUCACAAAGGAGUUCUUCGGGACGGUAGACCAGUCGCCAUAAAAGUUCAGCACAGAGCUGUGAUGUCAAACUCUUACAUCGAUAUCAAGACUAUGGCUGCUCUGGUAAAAAUCACCUCAUGGGUGUUCCCAGACUUCAAAUUCGACUGGUUGGUCGACGAGUCUAAAAAGAACAUCCCGCAGGAACUCGACUUUACACUGGAGGGCAGGAAUGCCGAGAAGGUCAAAUCCCUUUUCAAAGAUUUCCGGUGGCUCAAGAUUCCCAGCAUAUUUUGGGAGUAUUCGUCGCCCCGUGUAUUGACGAUGGAGUUUCUCGACGGUGCUCACGUGAACGACGUCGGUUACAUCAAGGAGCACAAUCUGAAUCCUUUCGAAGUCACGGGGAAACUUGGACAACUUUAUAGUCGUAUGAUAUUUGUAGCUGGCUUUGUGCAUUCCGAUCCACAUCCGGGAAAUAUAUUAAUAAAAAAAAGCGCACAGGGUGCCGAAAUCGCUCUGUUGGAUCACGGUCUAUAUGCAACUCUUUCGGACCACUUUCGUUGGGAAUACGCCAAGUUAUGGCUCGCGAUAUUAGAUGGUAAUAAAACGGAAAUGCGAAAACAUUCCGAACUCCUGGGAGUUGGCGAACUUUAUGGACUUUUGGUCUGCAUGGUAUCCGGGCGAAGUUGGGACACCAUAAUGGCCGGCAUACGGAGAACGAAGUUCACCGCCGACGAGAGAGACGCUUUCCAGGAAGAGCUUCCAAAAGUCCUUCCUCAAAUCAGCGAGGUCCUCGAACGUGUUAACAGGCAGAUGCUUCUGGUAUUGAAAACUAACGAUCUUCUACGUGGGAUCGAACACACGUUGAAAACGCAGGCGAGGAUGUCGGCGUUCAUGGAGAUGUCGAAGUCCUGCGUACACUCCGUCUAUGACGAGAAAUUGAAGUCGUGUCGUACCCCGUUGUCCCGGUGGUUGAUAUCUCUCCAGCGUCAGUGGUCUUUGGCCAAGUUGUCCGUAUACUACGUCUGCCUUGGAAUGAUUAAUUUCGAUCUUGUGAGGAGCGCGGAGUCGAUAUUGUCCAACGAAUAUUAUAGCUUUUAAACUUUCGGCAACUUGCACGAAUCUCUCGCGUCGGUUGCGACACCGGUGCGCGUUCCAUUAAUCGCGCGCACUGACUUCGAGCAGCGCACUUCCCAGCGAUUGAUUGAACGCAUCCAUUAACCUCGCGGUAAAAGCACUGUUAGUGAAAAUAGAUAGACGCGCCAAGGAUUGAAAAAAAAAACAACUGCGGAACGAUGAAAACCAACAAUGUAGAUUGCGACUUAGUAUGCCCUACGCCCAAAGGAACCACAUAAAGUACAAAAACUCCUAGCUGUAUAUGCGUAAUGUGUAAAAUACUAUAAUUAUAUAUGUGUGUAUGAUCGUUGUCGAUAUCGUCGUGCGGUAAGUCCGAGCACACGAAGUGUAGAGGGAGGAAAUGAAAUUUGUAUCACGUUGUAUUUUUACGAUAGCUCGAAUAUAUAAUAUAAUCGUGAUAAAAUUCUA